This is a messenger RNA of Sinocyclocheilus grahami, 5048 nucleotides long. Its product is annotated as zinc finger CCCH domain-containing protein 4-like. NCBI's taxonomy places the organism in Eukaryota, Metazoa, Chordata, Actinopteri, Cypriniformes, Cyprinidae. Gene Ontology annotation, biological process: negative regulation of DNA-templated transcription. Gene Ontology annotation, cellular component: nucleus. The record is from RefSeq and is a predicted model, not a curated record. Gene Ontology annotation, molecular function: RNA binding; metal ion binding. The transcript is spliced from 14 exons. Bases 263 to 4264 code for a protein of 1333 amino acids.
GACGACGUCACGUCGCAAAAGCCCGCCCCUUCUCCUCGGAGAAGAAGCGUCGCCAUUUUAAGUGACUGAGUUUCAUUUCACAUCGCAACUGUAGGACGGAGAACCUCAGGAACGUUUUCAACCUGUUUCUCUUUUAAACUGUUAGUGGGGAAUUGACUACUAUGAACUGAAUCUCUUCCUAAAGCCAAUCAACAAGUAGAUCAAAGUCAAGUAACGCAUAAGACAGUUGAUUUUUUGCACUGAAUGUAGUACGUUAGAGGAAAUGGCUGUGGAAAGCAUGACUGUCCAUCCAAACUCCCCAACAGCCAACCACGAACACAACAGUCUUCUCACUGACGAAAGGCAAGAAGAUGUGGAACUUGAAGAAGGCGAGUUGGAGGAUGACGGCGGAGAGGCAGAGAUGCCCAGCGGUGAGGGAGCUGAUGCCCAGGAUAAACCUCGCCGAAGCAAGGAGCACCAUGCCAGUGAAUCAGAUGAUGAAAAGUCACAUCGGCGGAAGAGAAAAAGAAAGAGAGAGAGAGAGCGUGAAAAAGAAAAAAGGAGGGCCAAGAAAAAGCGUAAAUCAAAGCACAAGCGUCACGCAUCCUCCAGCGAUGACCACUCGGACUACAGUGAUGAAUCAGAUUACAGUCCCAGUGAAAAGAGGAAGUACAGGGAAUAUAGCCCUCAAUAUCCUCCCACUUCUCAAGGAGGUUACCCUCCUGCUCCCUCUGGUCAUGGAGGUCCCAUGCCAAAGAAAGGUGGCUAUAUGAAGAUGGACAAGCAGGGGUAUGGUGGCUAUGAUGACUACGAGGAGGAAACAUAUGAAGGUGAAGAGGAUGAGGGCAUGGGUGAUGAUGACUAUGAUGAUUUCACUAAGGAACUGAACCAAUACCGCAAGGCCAAAGAGGUUGGAGGUGGUCCACGUGGCAGAGGUGGCAAAAACCGCAUGAAGAACCAGAGAGGUCGAGGCAGAGGAAUGAGGGUACGUGGUGGAAGAGGAGGAGGCAGAGGGAGAGGACGGGGAAAAAUGGGAGGAGAGAAUGAUGAUGGUGAUGGCAUGUACGGAGAUGAGAUGGAGUAUGGAGAUGAUGACUAUGACAACAUGGGUGACGAUGACUAUGAUGACUACUCAAAAGAACUGAAUCAGUACAGGAAAUCAAAGGACAGAGGGCGAGGUGGAAAAGGUGGGCGAGGUCGCGGAAGAGGCAGAGGAGGUCGAGGAAUGAACCGGGGUAGAGGGAGAAAUCGAGGGAGGGGCCGUGGAGGAGACCAAGGUCCCGAUGAAGAUAACGGCGGAGAUAUGGACAUGGGGGAUGGAUCUGGAGGCCCGAGGAGGAAUGAUCAGGAGAAACAUGGGCCGGACAAGAAGGGGAAAGCCAUCUGUAAAUACUAUAUUGAGGGCCGCUGUACAUGGGGUGACCACUGUAACUUCAGUCAUGACAUUGAGCUGCCUAAGAAGAAAGAACUCUGCAAGUUCUACAUCACUGGCUUCUGUGCACGAGCAGAAAACUGUCCCUACAUGCAUGGUGAUUUCCCUUGCAAGCUGUUCCAUACCACAGGGAACUGUGUGAAUGGUGAGGAGUGUAUGUUCUCCCAUGAGAACCUAACAGAAGAUACUCAAGAGCUGCUUGAUAAGAUGCUGGCAGAGGAUGCAGAAGCUGGUGCAGAAGAUGAGAAAGAGGUUGAGGAACUUAAAAAGCAAGGCAUUAACCCUCUUCCAAAACCACCCCCUGGUGUUGGCCUUCUCCCAACUCCACCAAGACCUACCCCAGGGGACUCCUCUGCACCCAUGGACUUUGGAAUGCCUGGUGCCCCACAUGGUAAUAUCCCUCCAAGCUGUCCAACGGCUCCAGGCCCUGGUGCUGGCCCUGUUCCUGGUCCUGGAGUUGGACCAUGCCCAGGCCCCCCUCCUCCCUGCCCAGAUGGAGGCACCUUCCAAGGGCCACCAAACCCCAAUGGUGGUCCUCCUCCACCAAUGGGUCCACCACCUGUUUGUGGAGGAAAUGCUGGAAAGAAGAUUCCAUCCUUGUUUGAGAUUGUGGUCAAGCCCACAGGACAGCUUGCACAAAAACUGGGUGUCAGAGGACCAGGUCCUGGCAAUGCUGCUGCAGGUGUUGCAGGACCUCAGGGACCUCCUGCAGGUCCCCCAGGUGCACCUCCACCUCGCUUUCCUGGGGCCCCACCACCAGGACACAUGGGUCCAGGCGGUCCUCAUGAUAUGCCUCCGAUGGGCCCAUCUAACAUGAACCAAGGCCCUCCUUCAAUAGGUACAGGACCGCCAAUGAUGCAGAACUUUGGCCAGGGAGAUGGACCACCAAACCCAGGCAUAAUGCCUCCAGGUGGUGGAACAUCUGGUAGCAACUUCUAUGAUAACUUCUACCAGCAGCAGCAAGCCAUGUCGAUAGAUGGAGGUGGAAGAGAUGGUGACAACUUUCAAGGUGUGGGUGGUGGAAACUUCAAUGAUCAGUCAUCUGGGAAACAGAACUCUGGAAGCAUAGAGGGUGCAGCUAAUGUAGGCCCUUCUAAUCAGCCUGGGAUAGCAGUGCCAGAUUUCCUGCCCCCAACACAGCGUGUGCUGUUUAUGAGACUCCAGCAGAAACAACAGGAGGAUGAGGAGAGAGCCAGGAGGCUGGCUGAAGGAGGAGGAACUGAGAGGGAGAAUGAAGGAGAUUCAGCAAACUGGUAUUCCAGUGACGAUGAGGACGGGGGUGGCAGUGUCACUUCCAUUCUCAAAACCUUGCGGCAACAAACCCAGUCCCAAGGCCCUGCCAAGCCGGAUGGAGCUCCUAGUGACCCUCGUCUACAAAAGUCUCAGCCUGCACAGGCACCCAGCCGACCAGCAGACCCCCGACUGGCACGAGACCCACGUCUACCCCGCAGCACAGACUCCUCUCAGGCACCUGAAGCCAGUGCUUCAUCCUCUCUAUCUCCUACCCCUUCAGACCCCCGUCUUGCCCGGCAUGCAGCCACCCAUGCCCCUAAACCAGAGCCCCCAUUUGUGUAUAAACCCCCGCCGUUGACCACCCCAGCCAGUAAUGAGGAAGAGGAGGGUGAGAGAAUGCUGAGGGACAAGCCCGUGCCCAUUCCCCUUGACCCUUUAAUGGGCAUGGCUUUGCGUGAUCCCCGCUCCCAACUACAGCAGUUCAGCCACAUCAAAAAGGAUGUAGUACUGAGCAAGCCUUCAUUUUCUAAGGCAGUGCUGUGGAGUCCUGAAGACCUCAUCCCUAUUCCCAUUCCUAAACAAGACUUGCUCCCUUUGCCCCCUGGCAUCCCUCCAGUUACCGCCAUGGAUCCUCGUCUGUCACGCACACAGCCCCAGCACCACUCCGUUUCUCUCCCUCCUACUGUUCCUUCUGAUGAGCAGUCGAAUCAAUCCUCCUCUUCCCUUCCAGACUUUGAGUUGCUCUCCCGCAUCCUUAAAACUGUCAACGCCACUUCAUCCAGCCCUUCUCAAGGCACUUCCACAGGAAUCUCAUCACCUCCGUCCGUCUCGGCCGAGAAGUCUGUUGACCCUCGCAUGACACGAAAAGCCCCUGCCGACCCCCGACUCCAGCCUCAAAAAUCUGCUCUUAAGUCCACUUUGGAGGCAUCUGCUCCUCAAGGAUCUCCCCCAGCUGUCUCCUUAUCUCCACCUUCCUCCAGCCCCACCAUUGCACCGUACGACCCACGGCUGCUAUCAGCAGGAGGGUCCGUUCGAGGUGUGGGUGCUGGCAGUGUAGGUAGCGGCGGCAGCAGCAGUAGCGUGCUGAGCGGCAUCAGUCUGUACGACCCUCGGACUCAGGGCUCAGACAAGGCAGAGGGUUCAGGGGCCCCUAGAAACACUAGUCCUCCCCCUGAGCCCAAGUCAAGUGAAAGUACAGCGACUACAUCUAAACCCAAGUCUAAAGAGCCCCUGUUUGUGCGCAAGUCUGCACUGGACCAGCCAGAACCAGAGAAGAGCUCGGCGGAACAGACUACGGAUCGCUACAACAGCUACAACCGCCCUCGACCCAAACCUUCACCUUCGCCCAAUGCUGGGACUGCUGCAGGGGCCCCUGUUACAGGCAGUCCAUCUGCAGCUGGUCAGGGCCCAGCUUGUUCUGCAGAGCAGCCUGCAGGAGUCCACAACCUUCCUGUAUCCACAUUGUUCACCAUGGUAAAGCAGGUCAACAAACCUAGCGGCACUGGCAGCCCGUUUGGUGGCAAUAGCCCCGCGCAGCCUGACGUGGCAGAACAGGACAAUGCCUCUCUAAAAGACGUUUUUAAAGGCUUUGACCCCACAGCGUCACCGUUUUGCCAGUGAACUCAACUGUGUCGUUGUGAGCCGCUUAAGGACUUUUAGAUGUGCGACUUCACAGAUACUCAAUAUAUAAAGACAUUCACCCUUGCCAGGUUACACACCACAGUAUUCACAUAUAGAUUUCUAUUGGACGGUUGGGAUUGGGAGGGAUUAUAUCUGUACUAGUGAGAGAAAGAUAAAAAGUAAAUGUCUAUUUUAAAACCAAAUGAGAAACGUUUAAAUAAAAUGUUCAUUUUAAGGACCUCUAUCGGUGUGUACAUCAAGAAACACUGAAUUACAUCAAUUUCGGCAUUACGAAAGACCAACAUUUUCAUCAGCCUAUACCAAACAGGUUCAUUGGAUUAUGAUCCAUUACCCCCACCAUAUCAUCCUGCUUGAGUUUGCCGGCUGACUUUUUCGUUCCACUUGGCUUUAGGGAGACUUCAUUUACUGCCACUCCCUUUGCCUCCUGCGGUGGAGCUGAACUAGUCCAUGUUGUUCAGCGGCACAUUUCAUUUGCUUUCCACCAGUGAUUUAGAUCCUUUUAAGAUGUUUUAGCUCUGUUUCCUCUCUGCUUAGACUAGUUAGCUCAUUUUUCAUGUCUGUAUGGAUGCCCCUUAUAUUCCUAUUGCUUUAAAUUCAUGUUUAGUCUGUUGAGGCCACUCUGGAGAUGAGACCUACUGUUGUACGUGUUUGUGUCACAGAUGAUUUUAAUUUAUUUUUUAUACUUAAGCGGUCUGCUCUUUUUUUUCUUUUCUUUGUAACGUGUCUGUCAGAUUGAACCAUUUUAUGAAUGUGUGUGUGUGUG